This is a messenger RNA of Haliotis rufescens (red abalone), 3236 nucleotides long. RefSeq lists its product as uncharacterized. Lineage: Eukaryota; Metazoa; Mollusca; Gastropoda; Lepetellida; Haliotidae. The record is from RefSeq and is a predicted model, not a curated record. The transcript is spliced from 17 exons. Bases 9 to 3236 code for a protein of 1075 amino acids.
UCUCUGAUAUGGGCAACAGCGCAGCCGCUGAGGAUGUCCUGGAGAAGCUUGAAAAUAAACUGGGCUUUUACAAUCACAGUCUCUCUUUCCCUGUAUUGGAGCGCAAAAAGCGGUCAAUGGACGACUUUGACCACGAGCAGCACCAUCAUAUCGUGUCAAAGAUGGUUCUUCUACACAGUCUUGGGAAUGCCGGAAUGCCAAGGUCAUUACGUCAUAUCCGUUCCUAUCUCCAACCUAACCUAGGCUCCACAACAUGGCGGAGGGCUGCAGCCAAUAGUCUCCGUCAGUACACCUGUAACGAGAGUGCACUAGCGCUGUUUGACAUCCUCGCCCACGAGGAGAAUGAGAAGGUCCACAAGGAGGCCAGAGAAGUGUACCAGAAACAUCCUCAGAGACCCCACCUGGUCAAGGACAAGGAGAACAUUCUUCUGAGCCAUGACUACACCUUCAACUCCGUGUCCCGUGUACGCCGUGAGAUCUUUCACAUCGACUUCAGCGACGGUAUUCGUCUGACCAUUAGGGUGCCUGGGUUUCAGUAUGACAAGACCUACGGGAGCAAAAAAAUCGGCGCGAGUCUUGGCCUUCGCAUGAUCAACAUGCUGGACCUUAAGCUCCAUCCACUGCACAGUUUUUUCAAGAUAGACGUGGAUAAUGCAGCAUGGGUGACAGCAAACCUCGGCAUUAUUGGCAAACACGUGGACAUCAUCAGGGCGUCACUGUGUUAUGCUGGACACAUCAACUACGACCUCAACGUCUUAAAGGUUCAUAUCAGUAAAGUCGGAUAUGAAUAUGCGAUGAUAAUGACAGGGAUGUCGAAUAUCUUGGAUUUCGACAUCAACCACUUCAAGGAUCUCCUUCAGAAGCUGGACAAUAUAUUCCACUCCAUAGUAGAUGGCAUCAAGGACGCAAUCGCCAUGUUUAAGAAGAUCACCCGGCCAGGCUACAUUAAAGACAUGCUGACAGAGAUCAUCAACUUUGUGAAGGGCCUUCCGGACCUGGUUGUCCAGUUUGUGAACGACUUUGUGAUCCUUGUGAAGAAGGUGGCCAAAUACCACACUGAUCCCAUCAUGGAAAAGGUUAACUUGAUCGCACAGAGGGUCAAGGCUUUUGCUGAGGAGAUCAAACAGGACGCCCUUGAGUUCUAUCACAGCAUAGCUGACGCUGUAGUGAUAACGCUGCCCGAAGUGGGCAAGAUGCUGAAAGAAACUGGGGAUGACAUCGUUGCAAUCUUCAAGAACUUCUUCAAGAGUCCAGCACAAUCCUUCUCCAAACUUGGCAUAGCUGUUUUGAAGGUCCGGCUUGCUGUAACAAUGGUAAUAGACGCCAAGAAUCGGAUAGUAGACGCCUGUUCAUUUGUCAAAGGAACAAGUCCAUUCUGGAUGCAUGUCGAUGAAGAGGUGACUGAAAUAACAGAUGACAUCAAAGACCUGGUGGACAUGGUGGAGGCCAAGAUUAACAUGACACUUCACCCCAAGUUCUCAGGACCUGAUGGCAUAAUGGGACCUUACUCGAUGAAGGAAUGGUUUCACAACGAGUCACGUGUGCUGCUAUCGAACGUCACACAAAGGUUAUCAGGAGUGCGGACGAUCGCAGAUCCUUUCUUUAAGGCGUACACAGAUGUCAUGACUGUCGUUAAGGGCGUAAAGGAGGCAUAUGAAACUGUGAAAAGAGUGAUUAGCACAGGAAAAGCAGUGGUUCAGAAGAUAUUUGGAGGCAAGUUCCACCGUAAAUUUCCAGCUGAGAGAGAAUCCGGGUCCUGUACAGAAGCUGUCUGGCCUUCGACAGGCGGGAACAAGUAUCACACUAUCGGCGUUGAUGUCAGUGCUAAUAAAGGACAGGCUAUCGUUAACCCCGUAGCAGGCCUCGUCAAAUCAACGGGACAUGAUGAAAUCACUAUCACACCGACAGAUGACAACUUUAUGGAAUACCAGAUCGUUAUCAACAACGUCAUUCCAAACAGAUACGUCAAAGUUUCAGGCGCCGUCAUGGAGGCUGGGGACGCAAUCGGAAAUGCAGGAGACACUAGAUGCGUUCCAAAUUUCAUUCACGUCGCUCUUCGUGUCAUAGAAACUGGGGAAUACGCUGACCCAUCUAAGUAUCUGGACAGACUUCUGCCCUUCCCACACUGGGUGCAAGAAUGUAAUGAACACGUCUUCAAAUACAUAGGAAAGACAUACGAGGCCAACGGGAUUACACAUGGCGCCCCCAAGGUAACUGAAGACCACUACAUGGGUUCACAUUACACAAAGAUGACUGCUGCAGCUCAUGUCGAACCUGAUACAGCUCCUCCUUUCAAACCAGAAGGAGCAGAUCAUCCUAAAGCAAAGGCUCUCGCACCGUCCUUCACCAAGCUUGUGUCGCCACUGAAGAACUUUGGUCUUAUGUUAAAGUCUAUCUCGAUUCCCAAUAUUGAGUCUGUCUUCAACAUCAACACCAUGACGGUAUCAAAGCUCAAAGAUAUAUUGAAAGCUAGGUCGGACAUCGUGAAGGAUAUUGACGACUUCGUGUCCCAGGUUGCCCAAUGUCUACGAUCGAAACCUGUGGAGGAACCAAUAUCUUUUUCAACCUUUAAGAUGCACAUGCUUCUGUCCCUGAACAAAAUACCUGCAAUUGGAGACAAGAUUGAUAUGUUGGAAUCGCUGGUAACAAAUAGCCUAAAUGCUUGUCCAAACUUGAAACAAGGGCUAGCGUUUGCCUUCGGUCACCUGUGUACCCCUGAUCCCGACUGCCAAGGCUUGACUUGUGGCCUUGUGUUUCCAUACUCCCACUAUGUGAAGUCUGUCAAGGUCCAUAUCAGAACGUGUGGGUCAAGCUUAAACCUAACUGCCCCUGGAAUGAAGCACGUACAGGAUACCCAUGGUGGCGUUGAGAUCCAUGUGCCUCUGCUUGACGAUGUAGUUGAAGGGAUUCACAUUGUUUUCCAACUGAGCACAGCUGAAAUUGGAACCGACAUGUUGGUGAACCUGACCGGCAGUCUAUGCUCAACAGACUUUGGUUCCUGUUUGCCUGCUGUGGAUAUUAUAAAAGGCGCAAAGUUCCACAACCCCCUGUGUUCACCAGUCAAUAUAAAUACCAGCUUUGAGUAUCAAAUCGAGUCCAUGCCUGUCCGAAUGUUGAUGUCAAAAAUGUCGCAGUGUAACCUGGACAUUCCCAAAGCAGUGACGUUGCUCAACAAUAUCAGACAAGGCAUCCUUCAUGAGGAUGAGAGCGGUAGAAUCACCAGCAACGAAAGUUAG